UUCAGAUAACAAUUUGUCUAGACUCUAGUUGUUGAAAAUUCUGCUUCGGUCUGUCGAUUCUGUGAGACUGCGAGUUAAUUGUUGGUUUUUAAUUUGAUGUCAAUAAGCGAUCGUCUGAAUCUCGAUGGGAAAUAAUUCUGAUUGAUUACACGGAAUCAUUUUGGUUAGAAUAAUCGCCAGGUAAGGUGGUGCAGGUGGAAAGACCGCUGGCAGACUGCGACAUGCUGCGUUGUGCGUGCUGAGCGUUUGAGAGCUAUCAACUCUACAGCAACCAUCAGCAUGCAGCCUGCCAGACGAGAAAACUGUUUUUCACGGCCGUUUUGUCAGUGCAGACCCUUUUGAGUAUUUUGUGGACUUUCCAGCGGGUGUCGUGUUACUAGUGGCAUCAUCUCCGCCUCGGAAAUAGUUCUUUAGUUGUUUCUUCGACAGCGAAGCUCCUCUCUACGUGCUGCGUGCUGUACGAAUCUGUCAGGCGCCGUAGCUGAAGGCGCUGACAGUACUGGGAACAGCGAAUAAGCAGGGCGCAAUCCGAGGGAAACCGAGAAACGGCUGAAAAAGGCACCGAUGGGGCAAUCGAACUCCCGCAACGUCGUUAGGUCCGCGUAGGCAGUACUUACCACUGCACCACGGCGCAGUACGUUGAAAUCCUUUGAAAGAUUUUGUCGCUUUGGGACUGGCUCUUUCUCACUUUGUACAGGCACCGUAUAUCGUCUCCUGAGUGCUCAACAUCUCGCACAUCUAACGCUCAGCGCCCCGUGGAGGCGUGGACCGCGCGAUGAUCCGCCGCGCACUGGCCGGUUCCCUGUACUGGCGCCGCGGCGGCGGGCGUGCCGCGGUCGCUGUACGCCGCGGUGCGCUGCGCCGUCCCCUCCGGACCAUCCCCGCAGACUGUCAGACCGUCGCAGACGGCGGCCUCCCCGUGUACGACCGCAUCGUCAACCAACCGCUGCGCGCCUUCGCCGAGCUUGUCCCCAUCCGCUGGCGCCAUCUCGGACGCCAGUUGACCGGCAUUCCCUGUGGAAUUCCCAACGGACAGGUCCCCGUCCGUCGCGAGGGGACGCAACCUGACACCGGCGGAGGAGCGCGGCCGGGCGCCUUCCUCGUCGCGUCCGUCGGCAGCCGUUUCCCGGGCGCUUUCCGCCGUCCUCCCCUCUUGAAACCGCGUUGCACGGCUGUCCGGCGCAGCUCGAGAUUCAUCCCGGAAGCGCCCGUUCCCCUGGCUGAUGCACACGAUAUAAUCGAGAGACUCCGUGAGAAACUCAGCGAGGCUGACGCAGACAGUGCGGGUGCGGACGCCAGCGCCGCAUCCGGCUCGUUCCCGGUGGAGGAAGUGGUCGCGGCGCUGCAGCGCGACGGAUACGCGGCCGUCCGCGUCCAACUGGCGUACCUGUUCAGCGUGGCCGAUGAGCUGGAUCCCCGGCAGUGCCUGCGGCUGGCGUCGGCUUGCCAGCUGAUUCUGCUGCAGCGCCGCUCCCGCCUGAAGGUCCUGUCGGCGACGCUGACCGCCCCGGGGGAGCUGUCCGACAGUGCGCUGCAUGCGCUGCGCAAGUGCCGCGACACGGAGCGGGAAGCGGUUGUCGAUGUUGCGUACGGGAUGAGUAAAGCUCUGUGGUACGCGGUUUCCGAGGAGCUGCGGGUGGAAUGCAGUAGCGUAGUGACACCGUUAGUUGGCGAACUGUUGAACGGCAGCUAUCGCGAAGAGACGACGGGCCGCUUCCUGACCGUGCUGGACACUUUACUGUCCUCCGUCGGCCGCUUGAUCAGCGGGCAGGAGCUGCCGGAAACACUGGAAAUGGCUAAUAAACCGCCGUUAAUCCGCGACCUGGACCAGGUGGAGGCCUUCGUCAACGCCCAGCUGUUCGAGACGGAUGUGGAGUUCGCCGUGGGAAUGCACAGCGACUACGACGCCGCGGACUGGGAGUACUUCGCCAACGAAUACCGCGGGGCGUGUCGCAUUCUGGUCCAUAUGAACUGGACGUACGCCGUAGUCCACGCCACGGACGUGCACAGCGUAGCCGCCACCGAGCUGAUGGACGCGGUCAAGAAGCAGUUGAACGGCAAGAGCAAAGAUUUUGUGGCUUACAGAGGAGUGGAUUUGGAGGGUAUUGUUGAUCGGCUGGGGUGUGGCUUAGUGUACCCGAGGAAAGUGGAGGAAAUACUCAAGUUUUCCAAACGGUUAACCGGGAAAUUCCCCAACCCGGCUGUGAUUGCGUGUGAAGUGUCUUUCACGCACGAGACAAUUACGCACCUCUUCCUUAAAGCGGCUAACCUGCUGGGGCCGACUACCGAUUUUCAGUAUUGUAUUGUCGUGAAGGUCAACGCUGAACCACCGGAGAAAGGCGCCUUCUGGGCGAACUUGUACGUUUUUCGUCGGGUCUCCCAUCCCCACACCAAGCAGCCCACCACCGACGAGGAGAGCUGUCGCCCCGCGCAUAUAAGCAGUCAUGCCGCCGAGUACGAAGUCAGCGGCGAAAAAGUGACCAAUCGACAGGUGGAGACGAUGACGGCCGCCGAGAUCCUGCGUGUCUUCGACAUGCACCUCAUGUUUCAGCACCGCGCCGACGAAAGCAGCAUCAACGACCGCGUGCAGUUCAACCUGGAUAUUUUGUAUCCAGACGGAUCCUCGCGGCUUUUCACGGUCUUGUUGGAAGACGAUUAUUUUGACGACGUCUUGGAUGAAUGGCAGGAGUACUGGAAGAAACAGGCUGCGAAGAAAUCCCUUGCCAAAACCGGGCGACGGCGGCCAGCCAGGGCAGUCAAAGGCACGAAACGGCAAGAAGAAGGCCAAGUAGUUAUGUCCUCGUACGACCCCGCUUCACGAUGAUUGCGGCGAGAGCUUUCCUACAGAUUUUGUUUCUUUUUACCUGUUGAUGUCUAACUGCAGUUUCGCACCAGUGUCAUGGUAACAAUACUGAUGAGAAUUCUUUUGACUUGUUUUCUUAUUUUUAUGCUUUUUUAAUCGUUGGUACGAAGUUACGAACCACCGUUAACCAGUAAGAAAAAUUCUAAUAAACCGCUGCCAACA
Paramacrobiotus metropolitanus is the source of this 3025-nucleotide messenger RNA. RefSeq lists its product as uncharacterized. The record is from RefSeq and is a predicted model, not a curated record. Lineage: Eukaryota; Metazoa; Tardigrada; Eutardigrada; Parachela; Macrobiotidae. The coding region runs from base 776 to 2824 and encodes 682 amino acids. The transcript is spliced from 7 exons.